Molecule: messenger RNA, 846 nt
Organism: Lentinula edodes (shiitake mushroom)
Lineage: Eukaryota; Fungi; Basidiomycota; Agaricomycetes; Agaricales; Omphalotaceae
Product: ribonuclease H-like domain-containing protein
Exons: 4
Source: RefSeq, a predicted model, not a curated record
AUUGGCCAAAUCACACUCGACAAUGCAUCCAACAAUAACACUAUGAUGGCAUCCCUUGAAUUUGAGCUCACUGUACGUGAUGUACCAUUUCACAGAGAUGGAAACCGUAUCCGGUAUGUUCAUUCUACUGAAGAUUACCGGAGGUCACUUGAAAGUGACCUCGUAUCGAGAGUACGCCAGAUAAUCACGCUAUGCCGUGCAUCAGGAAAUCGCCGGGAUGACUUUCGGGAAACUGUCAUGUCCAUGUGCAAAGAGAUGCAGAAGAAUGGCGCGCAUGAGUGUGCUGAUGACAACGACAAUAUGGAUGGACUUCUCGAACGUGUAGUCGUUCUCCUGCGGGAUGUGGAUACCCGUUGGUCUUCUACCUUUUUUAUGGUUGACCGCUUUCUUGAGCUUUAUCCAGCUAUCGAGCGGUUUAUCACAAAUGAUCCCAAGCUUUCAGACACAGUGCUAUUCUCCGCUGUGGAUAUCCAAGUUCUGAAUGAUAUUCGGGAGUAUCUUUACUUAUUCCACUCCAUUCAGGAACUCGCUUCUGCUGAGAAAACUCCUACUUUAUCCAUUGUACUUCCACUUUACGAGGGUCUCAUUGAAAUGCUCGGACUCAUGAAAUCCACUCUUCCAAAUCUAGCACAUAUUAUCGAAGUAUCUCUUCGUAAGCUUCAUGAAUAUGUGGACAAAGCUCGGGGUACUCGAAUUUACGCCCUUGCCAUGGCUAUUAAUCCCACAACGAAGCUCAAUUGGAUCAAUGAGAAUUGGCCUCGAAGCGAUGCAGAUCAAGCGCGGGAGUGGCUCAAGAGUUCAGUAUGUACAUUCUUGCUUCUAUCCAUCUACUAUUCAUUUACAUGA